Aspergillus candidus is the source of this 1560-nucleotide messenger RNA. RefSeq lists its product as uncharacterized. The coding region runs from base 190 to 1266 and encodes 358 amino acids. The transcript has 5 exons. NCBI's taxonomy places the organism in Eukaryota, Fungi, Ascomycota, Eurotiomycetes, Eurotiales, Aspergillaceae. The record is from RefSeq and is a predicted model, not a curated record.
CGAGUUCUGGGCAUAGGACAUGUAAAAUGACAGGAAGAUCGGCAUCGGGAGAUUUCACGGUGGGUAAAAGAUUUAGAAGGGGGAAAUGCCCACCUCGAUCAUCGAUCUCAGGAAGGUGUCUGUUUCGAUCUGCCUCCACAGCGUUCCACUCUCGUUACCGUGCGCGAAAAACUGCUGUAUCUCGCGACCAUGGAGACCCCGGAUCUUGCGACCACGCCGGGCAUGCCUCCGCCGGCCGGGCAGGUGCCGCAGUUCGAUUCGCCGUACAAUUCUCUGCAGAUCGGGACGUUCAUUGCGUUUGGCAUUACCAUUUUUCUGGCAACGGUUGUGCUGGCGCUUCGCUAUUUCCAGGCCGUCAAGCUGAUCAAGAAGAUCGAGAUGGAUUUGGUCACCGUGACGAUCUCGUACGGCGUGUCUGUGUAUUAUUUUGUGUCUAUGCAUGAGUUGAUGGGUUAUGGCUGGGGCAAGCACACGUGGGAUGUAUCUCUGCUCAGCCUCAUGAAAUUCAACCAGGCUCUCCUCCCCAAUACCCUGAGCUAUAUUGUUUGUCCCUGCAUCACCAAGAUGGCCAUCUUGUCCGUCCUAUACCGCAUCAACCCUGCAUUCGCAUACCGUGCCGCAGUGGUGAGCGUCGCCGUCAUGAUCUUCGCCUACACUUUGACGUUGUGCGUUAUCACGGGCGGCCCCUGUAGUCCGUUGAAAGACGGGACCAUCGAAUGUCUCCAGAACGUGGCGCUGUCGCAAGCGGCGUUGAACAUUGCGUCCGACUUCGCGGUCAUGAUCCUGCCUCUCCCCACGAUCAUGAAUCUCCAUUUUUCCCGGAAGAAGAAGAUCACCGCCGGCUGUCUGUUGACUUUGGGCUCCGCUGUGACCGUCUGCUCGAUCGCCCGCCUCCCAUACGUCAUCAAGCUCAGCAAAGACCCCGACGUCUCCUACACGGAAGCCAUCCUGGGGAUAUGGUCCGUGGUGGAGGUCAACCUGGGGAUCAUCUGUGCCUGCUCGAUGCGACUCAAGCAGUUGCUGAGGGUGUAUCUGCCACAGUUGGGGCCCCCUUCGUCGAACCCGCCCAGUGGGAAAUUGAGCACGUACGAGUCGUGGGGGAACCGUUUCCGGCCUGAUGGAGGCAGCGCGCAACACUCAUACCAGCUGCAUAGCGUGCAAAACAGCAGUGUGGAUCCGUGUGUUGGUAGCAAGGAUAUUGCUGUCUCUCGCACGUUCAAUAUGGAUGUGGAAGAUCGUGGAAGCACCGACAAGAUCUUGCGGUGACUGCGGAGAAGUUAAUGGAUUUAUGUCUACAGAAGUAUUGACAUCACAAUUGCAGGGUUAUGGCUUGGCCAUGCUAGUUGACCAUCUAUUCGAUCAGGGCAAUGGCAUAAAAUGGAAAGCGUGCCAGGCAAGAGAUCUGGACCUGUGCUGUCUUCAACAGAUACUGUUAACGAUUGGUAUGCCUAGAUCUUCUACACUAUUAUCGACAAACUAACCGACGACGAACUAUCUCAAAAUAAUGAUUAAAUUUUAACUCAAUUCAUACAUCCAGUAAUUAAAUCCCCGACCAUGGAC